This is a messenger RNA of Neurospora tetraspora, 1645 nucleotides long. RefSeq lists its product as uncharacterized. The record is from RefSeq and is a predicted model, not a curated record. The coding region runs from base 1 to 1311 and encodes 436 amino acids. Lineage: Eukaryota; Fungi; Ascomycota; Sordariomycetes; Sordariales; Sordariaceae. Gene Ontology annotation, biological process: vesicle-mediated transport; mitotic spindle elongation. Gene Ontology annotation, cellular component: Golgi membrane. The transcript is spliced from 3 exons.
AUGCCAGACCACAACAACAACAACCACACGGCCCGCGACGCCGCCGCCGCCCUCUCCAUGAACCUCUCCUCCUCCUCUCCCCGCCAAGCCACCGCCUCCCCUCGCUCCCGCGACUCCUCAACCUCCACCACGGCCACCCACUCACCGACCUCCUCCCCCGGUCCCGGAGGGGCAGGCGAAGACCUCCCGCAAUGGGCCCGUCCCUCGGCCUCUAACAUCCGCCGCCUCUCCUCCGGCCGCCCUUACUCCGUCUCCCGGCACGCUUCGCAUCAUCGCUCGUCCUCCGCUGCCGCCGGCGGCGGCGGUGGUGCCGUCACCAUCUUCCUCGGCCUCUCGCUCCUGCAAAAGAUGGCCAUCCUCGUCGCCCUCGCCAUCUUUUUUAGUCUCAGCGUCGUGGCGCUAGUCUACUCGCACGCCAUUUUUGCGUCGCUCGGUCCGCUAGCAGAGAAAUGGCGAGCUCUGCCCUUCGGCUGGCUGAUUUGUUUCGGUCUGGUGUUUAUGACGGCGUUCCCGCCCAUCAUCGGUUACUCUACCGCCGUGACCGUUGCCGGGUUUGUGUAUGGGUUUCCGUGGGGGUGGCCGAUUGCUGCGGCGGCGACGGUGGCGGGAUCAACGUGUUCGUUUUUGGCGUCGAGAGGCGUGUUGGCCGGGUAUGUGAACAGAUUGGUCGGGAGGGAUAAGCGGUUUGUGGCGUUGGGACAGGUUUUGAGGAGGGAUGGCUUGGGCGUGCUGGCCAUGGUCAGGUUCAGUCCGUUGCCGUAUAGUUUGAGUAAUGGGUUUUUGGCGACGGUGCCGCGGUUGAGGGUGGGCGGGUUUGCGGUUGCUACUGCGAUGGCUACCCCCAAACUCUUCGUCCACAUCUUCAUCGGCUCCCGCCUCGCCCUCCUCGCCUCCUCCGGCGACAAGAUGACCACCCGCGACCGCGCAAUCAACUACAUCUCCAUGCUCCUCUUCGGCGCCGUCGGCGCCGUCGUCGGCUACCUCAUCUGGAAGCGGACCAUGUCGCGGGCCGAGGAGUUGGCGCAUGAGGAAGGACUGGACGGGAUUGACUCGCUCGCCGCGGCUGCGGGGACCACGGCCGCCGGGGAGGUGCAUCGCACGACGGACGGCACGCUCGAGGUGGAGGAUGAUGAGGAGGAGGAUUAUGCGGAUCUGGAGGGAAACACCGGCGGGAGACUGUUGGUUGGUGGUAAUGGGGGUAGGGAAGGGGACUUGAGGAGGCAGAGCAGUGAUAGCGAUAUCUCGCUUUGGGAGACGGAUCGGUAUAGGGAUAGUUGGGAUGAGGAGGCUAAUCUCGAAGGGAGAAAGUGAUGUUGAUCUUGUUUAGGAGAAGUUGUUUUAGGUUUCUUUUGUGCAGGGGUUGAUCUCUUUUGUCUUUACCUUCUGAGGUUGUCGCAUAAUUGCACAAAAAGGAGCGAGCAAGCGGGCGGCGUCAUCGCGUAUAGAAAAUGGGGAAAGCAAUAGGUGUUCUAAGGCGCAUUUUGGGAGCAUUUGCGUUUUUGCUUUGAUCACAUCAUUUGUUUUGACGGCGUCCUUGGUUAGUAACUGGUUCCAUGUCUAGAGAUCAUAUCGAUUACUAGAAGAAAUAGUGAGAGAGACACAGGUAGAUAGACGGCACUAGAGAACAUAUAAAUAUUGUGAAAUG